AUGACUGUAACUCCUGAAGGCGGAAGGACCUUGAGCGACAGCAAGUCCAAUCUGGCGCUCACAAAGAGCGAGAGCUCUAAUGGUGAUCCUGAACAACCUGCUUCCGCAGAAAAGUCGCCCCAAACAGCGACUCCACCUUCAUUUCCCGAAGGUGGUUUGCAAGCGUGGUUAACAGUUCUUGGCGGCUCUAUGAUACUUUUUUGCACCUUCGGCGCGGUGCAGUCAUUUGGUGUAUACCAGGCAUACUACACAUCGCAUUACCUUCCAGAGUAUGUCUCAAGUGACAUCAGCUGGAUUGGUUCUGUGCAGACCUUCCUACUAUUCGCUGGAGGUUUACCUGCCGGAAAGCUCUUCGAUGAAGGGUACUUCCACCACUGCAUAGGAGCAGGGUCGCUCAUCUACUUGUUCUCGAUAUUCAUGCUCUCACUUGCAAAACCACACCAAUACUAUCAAAUAUUCUUGGCACAAGGCCUUGGAAUGGGUAUUGGAAUGGGUCUUCUCUUCCUUCCGGCAAUCUCAGUCACUUCUCACUACUUCCGGCGGCGGCGUGCUGCUGCAAUGGGAGUAGUGUUGGCUGGCUCGUCACUCGGUGCAGUUAUCUACGCCAUCAUGCUCAACAACCUGUUUAAUGGCAGUGCUGGGUUUGCAUGGGGCGUGAGGGCGGCUGGUUUCAUCGAUGUUGGACUCCUUGGAACCGCAAAUUUGAUCAUGAAAACUCGUUUACCCAGCCGGAGGGAGCGUCCGAAUGCGAAACCAGUUGAUCUUAAAGCAAUCUUGUCUGACUUUGGUUAUUGGUUGUGUAUCAUUGGUGCCACCUUGGCAUUCUGGGGCCUGUUUGUGCCAUUCUUCUACCUCCAAGUCUUUUCAGAGACUCAUGGACUCUCUAAGACCAUCGGUUUUUACGCAAUCCCGAUUAUGAACGCCUCUUCAUUGUUCGGAAGGACGAUCCCGAACUUUUUGGGCGAUAUCAUCGGGCCAUUUAAUGUAAUGAUCCCAUGCACUAUCAUGUCUGGAGGGUUACUGUUCCUCAUGUUCGCGGCCACAAACCUCAGCGGUACCAUUGCCUUUGGCAUUUUGUACGGUUUCUUCUCUGGUGGCUUCAUAUCCCUUAUCACUCCCGCUGCUGCAUCGUUUUCGAGAGACGUUAAUGAAAUUGGCACUCGGAUAGGAGUGACUUCGUUCAUCAUUUCCUUCGCACUGCUCACAGGUAGUCCCAUCGCUGGUGCAUUGGUGGAUGUCAGCGGCCGUUACGUCUGGUAUAGACCACUUGUUUUUGCCUCUGUCGUCGUACUGGCAGGUGCCGCCUGUCUUAUCGCCUCUCGACACUUUUUGUCCAAGCGCAAGAAUACCAACAGGCUAUGAAAACGAUUCCUGCGAUAUACCAGGAGUUCACUAAACACAAUUUAAUUGACUUUGACGACCAGACGACUGCCUGUAUCAUACGCGCUGCCAGAACCGCAGUGGCAACGAAAAUUACGACCUCCCCGACUUUUUGCCCAUACUUUUUUCACAAGAGCCGUAAUCAUACGCGCUCAGGAGGGUGAUAGAGGGACGUUGUAGGCAGCGUUAACAAAUUUGAUUAUUCGCCAUUACAUCUCGUCCCUUCAUCUUCAUGUACAGUUUUGAUACGUUGAUACUUGUUGAUACGCGCCUUCUAGUAAUUUUCACGAACUCAGUAAUACCGUACCCGCCUA
Messenger RNA from Suillus paluster, 1694 nucleotides. Its product is annotated as MFS general substrate transporter. The transcript is spliced from 14 exons. Gene Ontology annotation, biological process: transmembrane transport. Bases 1 to 1362 code for a protein of 453 amino acids. Gene Ontology annotation, molecular function: transmembrane transporter activity. The record is from RefSeq and is a predicted model, not a curated record. NCBI's taxonomy places the organism in Eukaryota, Fungi, Basidiomycota, Agaricomycetes, Boletales, Suillaceae. Gene Ontology annotation, cellular component: fungal-type vacuole membrane.